UCCUAAAAAAUUCUUUAUUCUUCACUUUUUGAAUUAUAUAAAGGGCCAGCUUGGUCAUGUUUCACUUGAUCUCUAGAACUAUAAUAUAAUAUGUUACCUAUUAAACCAAGAAACUUGUGUUUUCUAUGCUUAAGUAAAAUUUUUAUCUGGAGGCAAUGGAAUCUGGUUCAUCCUGUGAAGACUUGCCAAUGAAAAUUGAGAAGUUGAAGUUGAGUGACAAAGAAGAUGCUGCUACAGUGGAUUAUUCAGACGUAAGUCUCCGCCUAUUGGACCUCAGAGAUGUUGAUGAUUUUAUGGAAUGGUCUGCGGAUGAAAACGUCAAUAAGUUCUGUUCUGGUUUCACAUUCAAAUGUAAAGAAGAUGCGAUGAGAUACAUUGCUGAUGUUGUUAUACCACAUCCAUGGUUCCGAGCAAUUUGCUUAAACGGCAAGCCAAUUGGUUCUAUUUCUGUAUUGCCAUUUCAUGGAAGUAAUAGGUGCAGGGGUGAAAUUGGAUAUGAGUUAUCAUCAAAGUAUUGGGGCAAAGGUAUCGCUACCAAGGCGGUGAAGAUGGCGGCCACCACCAUAUUCAUCGAGUGGCCACACUUGGAGAGGCUUGAAGCUGUGGUGGAUGUUGAAAAUCCAGGAUCACAGAGGGUGUUGGAGAAGGCUGGUUUUAUAAAGGAAGGUGUUCUGAGGAAGUAUUAUCUUCUUAAGGGAAGACCAAGAGAUAUUGUUAUGUUUAGUCUUUUAUCCACUGAUCCUCAAGUUACCUACUUUAUGUAAUAGGAUGUGUUUAGUGGUUGUGUUUGAUCAAGAUGGAACACUAUUUCUACUUUGUACCUAUGCGAGGCUAGUCUGAUAGGAUUUUUGUAUUAGACUGCUAGUGGUUAAUAUUAUGUUCUCACUACUCUUUCAUUUUUUAUAGUGCCGGGUCUAUUUACUGGUUA
This is a messenger RNA of Nicotiana tabacum (common tobacco), 928 nucleotides long. RefSeq lists its product as uncharacterized. Gene Ontology annotation, molecular function: acyltransferase activity, transferring groups other than amino-acyl groups. Lineage: Eukaryota; Viridiplantae; Streptophyta; Magnoliopsida; Solanales; Solanaceae. The record is from RefSeq and is a predicted model, not a curated record.